UACUACUAGUAUUAUUACUAUAGAUCUUCUCCUUGAACGAAUCCGAUUAUUAUCACAAUCAAAACCUCAAAACCCUAGCCUCUCUCUCCUCUCCCCUCUAUCUCGACUUAAAAAAUUGGGGCUUCUCUCAAAGAGAUAGAUAGAUACUUGUGCGGGUGCAUGUUUGCGUAGGUUGGAACUGUAAGAAAUAGAGAGAUUGGGAUUAGAUCAUGGCAGCAGGUGAGAACAGUAUCAAUACGGCGUCGACUUCAAGAUCGAAUUCGACAGCGGAUUCGUAUAUCGGAAGCUUGAUUAGCUUGACAUCAAAGAGUGAGAUCAGAUACGAGGGUAUUCUUUAUAAUAUCAACACUGAAGAGUCCAGUAUUGGAUUGAAAAACGUGCGGUCGUUUGGAACAGAAGGGCGGAAAAAGGAUGGUCCACAAAUCCUUCCUAGUGAUAAAGUUUAUGAAUACAUAUUGUUCCGUGGAAGUGACAUCAAGGACUUGCAGGUUAAGUCUUCUCCACCAGUCCAGUCUUUUCCACCUAUAAACAAUGACCCAGCAAUCAUACAGUCUCAUUAUCCUCGUCCAGUUGCCACCUCCACCAGCUUGCCUUCUGCUGUCAGUGGGUCGUUGACUGACCUUGGAUCCAACAAUGGACCAGGGGGGCUACCUGGGUCAAAUUUCCAAGGUGGGCUGCCUUUAUAUCAACCUGGAGGGAGCUUAGGAGCAUGGGGAGUUUCACCUCCCCCCCCAAAUGCAAAUGGUAGUGGCCUUGCAAUGCCAAUGUAUUGGCAAAGCUACUAUGGCCCCCCUAAUGGGAUUCCACAUUUACACCAAUCUUUGCUUCGACCGCCACCUGGACUUGCAAUGCCUCCUUCCAUGCAGCAACCCAUGCAAUACCCCAAUUUCAAUACUUCUUUGCCCACUGGUGCCUUAAAUUUAGCCAGUUCAACCUUGCCCCCUUUGAACCUGCCGGCUUCAAACUUGCCCCCAUCAAACCUGCCGGUGUCAACCUUGCCAGCUUCCUUGCCAGAUAUCCCGCUUCCUCUACUUCCUGGCAUCACUAGUUCCCUUAAUUUAACUUCCCAUUCCUCAGUGCCAUCAACUUUGCCUUCAACUGUACCCUUAAUACCCGCUGCUUCUCUGCCUUCUGAAACAUUACCAAGUCUGAUACCUAAUAAGGUUCCUAUUUCUGCACUUCCUACGACCAAUUUAGGUGCUACUUUUCCAGUGCUAUCUCCUGUGUCAACUUCCAGCUCAGAUUUAAACACCAUUGUACCACCAAUCUCCAACAAACCUAGUUCAAUUUCUGGCCCAACAAUGCCUUAUCAAAGCGUGACACAAUCUGCAUCCUCUGCUGUUUUAGCAUCCAAUUCUCUUCGCACAGAAACACCAACUCCAACUCCUUUGGUAACCCCUGACCAGUUAUUGCAAUCAGGACCAACGAUAGUUCCUUCUCCUCAGCCUGUGCAAACAGCCCAUAAAGAUGUUGAGGUUGUUAAAGCAGCAGCAGCAGCAGCACCAUCACCAUCACCAGAACCAGAACCAGAACCAUCAGUGCCAGUUGCCACACAAGCUCAGCCACCCAUACUCCCAUUGCCAGUUCCUUCACGGGCUAGCCAUAAGCCAAAUGGAGCUACUUUUCAUGCUCGCCAUGGUUACCGCGGACGUGAAAGAGGAAGAGGAUCUGGGAGCUCACGACCGGUGACAAAAUUCACUGAGGAUUUUGAUUUUAUGGCAAUGAAUGAGAAGUUCAAGAAGGAUGAAGUUUGGGGUCAUCUUGGCAAGAACAACAAAUCUCAUUCGAAGGAUGGAGAAGAUGGAAAUGCCAGUGGUGAAGAUGAUUCUCAAGAUGAAGAUGAAAAUGAACUAGCUAAGAUUGAGGUUAAGCCUGUUUAUAACAAGGAUGACUUUUUUGAUACCAUCUCAUGUAAUGCGCUUGGUAAUGACUCACAAAAUGGAAGGACUAGAUUCUCAGAGCAAAUGAAAUUAGACACAGAGACCUUUGGGGACUUUACAAGGUACCGGGGCGGACGAGGUGGUCGUGGUCCUCCACGUGGUGGUCGUUCUCGUGGAUCUUAUUAUGGAAGGGGGUAUGGAUAUGGUUAUGUUGGGAGGGGCCGGGGCCGGGGCGCGCCUAAUCGUGUUUCUUAGGUAGUAUUUGGGUAUUCUGAAGUGUUAUAGUGAGGUAAACAUGGAGCCUCAUGCUCAUGAAGCAACAAACUAAUUGAGGGCUGUGCAUGUUUGUUGUUUUUCUUUUUUGGUUGUCUAGAUAAUAAAAGGAUAGGAUGCGUCAUCAUUGGAGUUCCCUUUGCCUAACAGUCCUUUUAGUGAAGAUAAUGAAGCAGCAGUGUAUUAAUUUAAAGAUAUCAUGUGUAUCUUUUGGGGAUUUGUUCCGCUUGUUUGUUUUGCAUUUGCGUUAUUAGUGGUCCUCCAAUGGAGUUAAUUGA
This is a messenger RNA of Populus nigra (black poplar), 2431 nucleotides long. Its product is annotated as protein decapping 5-like. Gene Ontology annotation, cellular component: P-body. The record is from RefSeq and is a predicted model, not a curated record. The transcript is spliced from 8 exons. Gene Ontology annotation, biological process: P-body assembly; cytoplasmic stress granule assembly. Bases 210 to 2135 code for a protein of 641 amino acids. NCBI's taxonomy places the organism in Eukaryota, Viridiplantae, Streptophyta, Magnoliopsida, Malpighiales, Salicaceae. Gene Ontology annotation, molecular function: mRNA binding.